Molecule: messenger RNA, 1527 nt
Organism: Plasmodium berghei ANKA
Lineage: Eukaryota; Apicomplexa; Aconoidasida; Haemosporida; Plasmodiidae
Product: RNA-binding protein, putative
Exons: 2
Coding region: 1-1527 (508 amino acids)
Biological process (GO): mRNA 3'-end processing by stem-loop binding and cleavage; mRNA transport
Cellular component (GO): cytoplasm; histone pre-mRNA 3'end processing complex
Molecular function (GO): histone pre-mRNA stem-loop binding; mRNA binding
Source: RefSeq, a predicted model, not a curated record
AUGUUUACAAUUAGAUGGGUAGAUCUUUUAUCUAGUGAAUCAAAUUUUUUACAAUCCUCUACAAAAAAUGAUAACAUAAAUGAAAAUUUGAAAAAUAAAAAACUUCCUUAUGAAAAAGAAGCAGAUUUAAAUAACAGUUUUUUGAAUUCAUAUAAUGCAGACUUAGAUAAUAGUAAUGUUGGUAUUAAUUUGAAAAUAAAAAAUCUAAAACUUUCGGAUAAUUCUGAAAAAGUAGAAAAUGAUGGGACAGAAAAAAACACUUUAAUUGGUAAUUCAAAAAAUGAAGUUUCUGAAAAAGUAGAUAACACUAAAAACGAUAAUCGAAAUGGUAAUGAUGUGGAAAAUUUGAAUUGUAAUGAAAAAAAUACAAAUUCAGAAACAAAUAAAAAUACCAACAAACCAAAUUUAAUAAGCAAUUUAGAAUCUGAAAUAAAAAAUCAGAAUGAUGUAUCCAGUAAUAUCGAACAAAAUAAUAUUAACAAAAUUCAGGACAAUAAUGCAACUAAAGGAGAUGGAAAAAUAGUAAAAAAAAUAAAUGAUAAAAAUAUAAAAUAUACUGAAAAAAAGAAUUUAAUUAAUAGUGAAAAUUAUGAUAAAAAUAGUGUAAAAGGAAAAAGACAAUCUUUAACUAAAUUAAGAAAAACCUCAAUUAACGAUUCGAUAAAAUCGGGACAUUCUUGUUCUGUAUCUUGUACAACAUCUAAUUCAUCAAUGAAAAGAAAUUCACAUAAUAUUCAAAAAAACAAAAAAAAUAAUAAUAAAAAAGAUAUAAAAAAUUCAUAUUUUUCAAAAUAUAUAGUUGAAAAAAAAAAAAAUAAUGAAAAAAAUGAAGAAAAAAUUAAUAAAAAUAAUCCAAAUUUAAAAGAAAAAACAAAUCUUAAUGAAUUAUCAGUAAAUGAAAAUAAAAAAUUUAGUAAUCUUUUAACAAUGCAUGCAAAUAAUUUAGUAGGAACAUUGUCCAAAGGAAAAAAAAGAAAAGAAAGAAAUAUAGAUGAUCAUACAAGUAUGUCAAAAAUUAAUUGUACAAUAUCUCAUGAUAUAGAAAUAGAUGAUGAUAAUAUUCCAUUGAAUCCAACUAAAAAAGUUAAAAACAAACUAAAAAAUAAAAUAAAUAAUGAAGAUAAUUUUGGAAAUAAGAAUGCUACUCCAACUAUUUAUAAUCAAAUGAAUUUAAAAGGACUAACAGAAAUUAACUAUUUAACAAAAAUAAAUAAAGAAAAUAUAAAUUUAGAAAAAUUCAAUAAUUUUAAUAAUAAUUUUAUUAAUUAUUUAGGAGACAUAAGAAAUAAUCCAAUUGAUUCUAUGCAUAGCGUCAAUAAUAAUAGAGUAAAUAGUAGACUUAAAGAAAUAGCUGUUGGGAAAUCAACAAAAGAAUAUAAAAAUUAUGUUAAACUUGUUAAAUAUGAAGAUAGAAUGGAUGAUGACCCUGCAACUCCUAAUGCAUAUGAAAAUAUAACAAAUGCAAAAUUUCAAGCUAAAUAUAAUUUGUGGCGAAAAAAAUUACAUAAAUUUGAUACAAUAAAUUAA